Messenger RNA from Leptinotarsa decemlineata (Colorado potato beetle), 1181 nucleotides. RefSeq lists its product as uncharacterized. NCBI's taxonomy places the organism in Eukaryota, Metazoa, Arthropoda, Insecta, Coleoptera, Chrysomelidae. The record is from RefSeq and is a predicted model, not a curated record.
GGAUCCUGAGUCGGACACUGGAUUCAACAUAGACAAAAGGAAUCGCAGAUCUUCGAUUCUGAAAUCACGAAAAAGUACAAAUCAUCCAUCAGAUGAAUCGACUACAGAAGUCUUCACUUCAGCAAAAGCAUCAAGAAGGGUCAGCUUUGCAAACAUCAAUUUUAUCAAACCUUUCGCUGCAGAUCCAGAAAAAACCACAGUAUGGGAUAGUACUUACGAAGAGGAAGUUAACCACAGUGAUUUUUCCAAAUCGGUGGAUGCGAUAAGCCCAGAUUUUCUAAAUGUAACCUCUAUCGGCUCUUCUGAGACUGUUGGCAAACCUCCAAUUCAGAUAUGGGAGUCUACUACCAACAGGACCUACACAAAUGGGGAUUUCAAGGUACCAAACAGUAUAGUGGAGUUUGUAAAAAGUCGAAAUUCUCAAAUCAAAACUGGUUCUUCAACUAGUAGAGAUUUUGAAAUGGAACUUACUUGUGAUUUUUCUAAGACCAGGAGUGGUACAGCCACUGUAAAGCCUGGAACAGAACCCAUUUGUGACGAUAUGGAAAUCAUGACGGAUUCAAAAAAUAAAACCAUCAGAUCAGCAGAUGACAUGGAAUUCACUCUCCUCACUGAUAUAGUUCCAAAGGUUGUGAACGAUGAGAUGGAAUUCACUGCUGUAGUAACUGAUACCAAACUUAUAAAUAAUGUACCAUGUUCUGAACCUAAAUCAGCAGUUUUCAAACAGUUGUAUGAUAAUAAUUUGCCAGUCAGAGCUGAGGAUAUUGAUAUGGAAUUGACCACCAACUUGGCCACAGGUGGCUAUUUUGUGAGUAACUCAAGAACUGGUAAAGUCGAAGACGCUCCCAGAUCUGUGAACCAAAUUGAAUGUACCACCAACUUACCCAGAAUUGAACAAAUGUAUGAUAUGAAUGUACCACACAGAGACAUUUGUAAUAAAUCAAUAUUGAAAUCACAACAAUUCUCAGCAAAAAAAACUAUUACCUCUGAUGUGCAGAAUGUUCCCAAUGAAGUUAACAUGGAAUUCACCUCCAAUUUACCUAUAAACAAUUUUUUUUUCGUCAAUACAGAAACUGCUUCGGACGGAAAUUUCAAGCCAGAGUGCAUAGAAAAUGAUCAGAUGGAAUUUACGAAGAAUUUGAACAGUAUCAAACACUUUUAUAAUAAUCAUCCACAACAAA